UGGAACCAGCAGACUAAGCUCAACUUCGAGGCUUUCAAUGCGCUGCCAGCGCCGACUGUACCAACCCCGGAGAUUGUUGGACGUGGUGAGAGUGGACUGCUUCAAGUCCUCGAAGAAGACUUCAGCCCCUAUGUCAUCAUUGAUCGAAAUCGACUGCGUGAUUUUGCCAACCGCACAGUCCGUGUGGUGGGCAUCCUCUCCAAUCCCUUCCUGCAGUACAAAGAACGCAAGGCGGGUGCCCCCGAGCCGGUCGGCAACGACCGCUUUGAGGGCUUCUGUGUCGACU
Dibothriocephalus latus is the source of this 286-nucleotide messenger RNA. Lineage: Eukaryota; Metazoa; Platyhelminthes; Cestoda; Diphyllobothriidea; Diphyllobothriidae. The record is from the annotation of a GenBank genome assembly.